UGUGUUUAUUUCCUGUUAUAGUAAACAGUUUGAAAAACAUUAGCGAUGGAGGCUGAUCCAAAUAACAGAACAUUGACAAUUACAAGCACGACAGAUGAAAAUGUAUGCUUUUCCGAUGUGACAACUGUUGUUAAAAGAUGGAUGAUUGACUUCAGUUUUGUUAGUUUGUGUCAAUUCUUCAAAGAGGGCAAAUUUGAAGAAUUCAACCAAACGAUUUCGACGCUGGAAACGAUCAUUGAUGGUACCCCUCAUUUAAACACCGAACAGAGACAGAAAAGGCAGAUAUGUGGCUUCCUCGCACGGAUAAUGCACGGGAAACAUUUAGACGUGUCCUUCGACAGAGACGAGCGGUUGUCGCCUCUGAUGUCGGCUGUCGGUGUCUGGGCGUCUCAGGAAGAGACUGUGGCGGAUGUCACUCUGUUCCAGCACAUCACCAAUCUACUCUAUGUUCAGAGUGUUGCUGUGUGUCUGGAGAAAGGGAACUGCGUCUUGGCUUCAUCAGCUCUCAAAUGGCUCGAGGAGGAGUGUGAAAUCCCACAGAACUUGGGAAUCAAGCUGUCAUUGAUCGUGAGUAAGAGGGACACGUACCACCCGUUCCUGCUCAACUUCAGCUGGAACCGUCUGCUGGAGAACAUACAGACCUUCCUGGAUCGCUUCCUGGAGAAACACCCGUCGGACUUCCUGCUCCAGGCAGCCACUAAGGUGGUCAAGGCAGGCCAGGAGACAGGGGAGGAUUCUGAGACUCGGGAGGCGUCAUAUACGACCAGCCAAUCUUCUGAACACUCCAAAGUGAAUCAGGAGACCAGUGUUCUUAUGAGACCCAAGAAGAAGCUGCUGUCAACAAGGAAUAUUCAUCCCUGGAAACCAGAGUCUGGCAAGAAGCCUACACUCACUGUUAUGAGAAAAGGGGUGUCGACGAGGUUGACCUCCCGAAGAGCCUCGUCUGAGACGACCCUGAACACCACGACCCUGAACACCACGACCCUGAACACCACGACCCUGAACACCACGACUCUUAGCAACACAACUCUGAACAGAACUAGGAAGAAUCAUGGCAGGUGGCCGUGGGAUCUGGACUUGGCACUGAAGGCGGGAGUGAAGCGUCACGGGGAGGGGAAAUGGUCGCGUAUCCUCCAGGAACACGACUUCCAGGGUCGCACGGGGGUUCAACUCAAAGACCGUUGGAGGGUCCUCAAGAAGGCACAUAAAGUCAACUCCUCCUAAAGGCCCUUGUCUCACAUGGUAUCUUAUUCACUAAGAAGUGCACUACUUUUGACCAGAGCCCUAUGAGACCUCCUGAAUAGGGGGGGGGGGGGGGUGCAGAUUGGGACGUGACCUUCGGGACUAAGUUUAAGUCUGUUUGUGGAUUCUGGGGUUUAUAUACGGCACUCUACUGUUAGUGAUCUUGCCUAGUUUUAAUAAAUAGUGUUAUAGUUCAAGCUCCUUGGUUUUCUCUUCUUUAAGCUCUGUUUUAAACUAGUGUAUUAGUACCGCUCACUGUACAGUUUUAUAUAAGGGAUUGUAAAUAGGUUAUGCUUUUUGUGGCAUGAUAUUACUACCAGUAACCAGCAGAGGGAGCUAUAUAUCUUUCUGUGGACAAUAGCAGCUUAAACUUGUAUUUAAAGUUUUUUACAAAACCAUUUAUCCUUCUAGUUAUCAAUGGCUAAAGAAACAACGAUUAGAACCACCUGAACAAAUUGUUCGAUAGAAUGUGUCAAACAUGAAUAAAAAUGUCUUUCAUUGUGUUCAUUUUAUGUAUUUCACAGUGUAUUUAUUUCUGCGAUAGGGACAAUUCAAAAGCACACUUGUGUUAUUGUAAAGUAGUCGUCCCUCACUUUGGAUCGUCAUCUUGUCUGUACACAGGAAGGAGAUACUCAAAUGUGUUCUUAAAAUAUUCUGUUAAAUAAAGAUCACUUUGAUUUGA
Oncorhynchus nerka (sockeye salmon) is the source of this 1924-nucleotide messenger RNA. It is a transcript of the gene terf1, whose product is annotated as telomeric repeat binding factor (NIMA-interacting) 1. The record is from RefSeq and is a predicted model, not a curated record. Gene Ontology annotation, molecular function: DNA binding, bending; microtubule binding; G-rich strand telomeric DNA binding. Gene Ontology annotation, cellular component: nuclear telomere cap complex; chromosome, telomeric region; nucleus. The transcript has 10 exons. Gene Ontology annotation, biological process: negative regulation of telomeric D-loop disassembly; telomere maintenance via telomerase; negative regulation of DNA replication. Lineage: Eukaryota; Metazoa; Chordata; Actinopteri; Salmoniformes; Salmonidae. Bases 46 to 1224 code for a protein of 392 amino acids.